AUGGACCACCAGACCCGCUCUCACCUUCAACAAUUUUACGAUGAAGAUGCGUUGAAGCAAAAUCUUCGCGAGGCAGAGGACUGGAAGCUACAAGCUAGAGAAGAGUUUGCUGAAGUUUUGAGGCGGCGACGUUUGGCACAGGGCAGUUCAUAUCGACUUUUGGAACUGGGCUCAGGCACUGGGAGGGAUGCGCACUUCUGGUCGCAACAGUCUAUUGAAGUGAUUUGCCUGGAUUUCUCGCCUGAGAUGGUGAAACUGUGUCAGGGCAAAGGUCUUACGGCUCACGUGUAUGACUUCACGCAGAGCCUGAACUUCGAAGAUUCAAGCAUGAACGCCGUGUAUUGCAUGAACAGUCUGCUACAUGUGCCCAAGAAGCAGCUUCCCAGUGUCCUGACUGAGAUCCGUCGCGUUCUGAUGCAAGAUGGUGUAUUCUACUGUGGUGUGUAUGGUGGCCGUGACUUUGAGGGUCCCAUGAUGGAUGAUCCUUCUGGACAGAGCCGAUUCUUCGCCUUGUACACGGACGAUGGCUUGAAGAAGAUCCUCUCUGAGUUCUUUCGUAUUGUGAGCUUUGCGAGCCUGGACCUUCAGAAUGGCCGUUACAAGUUCCAAUCGGCCGUGCUCACAUUGCCAAGCUGA
Durusdinium trenchii is the source of this 636-nucleotide messenger RNA. Lineage: Eukaryota; Dinophyceae; Suessiales; Symbiodiniaceae. The record is from the annotation of a GenBank genome assembly.